AGAGUUUACCCCGGUUAUAGAGGAAACAAACCGGCUCUAUGUUGAAUAUUGAAGCCAUUGUCUAUAGCAAGUCAAUAAUCAUGUCCUGCAUGUGUGUGUACUCUAUAAUACAUAAAUAAUUCACUCACAUUUCAUAUCCUAAUCUUUUGAGGAAUUUACAGAGUGAAGUAGAAUAUGGAAGAAGAAAGAAAUGGCAGUGACAAUUAUAGCAUGUCACACAUUCUGUUAAGAGGAGGCAAAAGAAAGAGUGCUUAUAGCCAUGGCUUCUCUUCAUCUCAACUCCAAACACUCUCUUCCAUCUUUCAAGCUUUUGUUCCUUCUGACCUCUCUUCCCACACCUCAGGAUCUCAAAUUCCCUUCCCAGAUGAGGUUGCAGAGACCAUGAAGGAGAAGCUAUUGCCAGAAGCUCUGUUCUUGGUAAAACUGACACUUAGCUUGCUUUCAACAAGACUGGGAUCUUUGUUGCUAUGUGGAUUUGUGUGUUUGGACUGGAGCUGGCCAUUUGUUCACAAGUUUUCGGAAUUAGCAGUGAAGAAAAGGGAGGAGGUUCUCUUCAAAUGGUCAUCACAGACUAAUUUUCCCAUGCCACUGCGAUUAGUCUUCGCCUUGUUUAAGGCCUUCUGCUGCUACACUGCUUUCUCUUGGACUGAUGAAAAUUCCAGAAAUCCAGCUUGUGAGGCAAUUGGAUACCAGGUAAAAAAUGAAGAAAAUGUAAACAAAAUACAGGAGAGGCCUCUUGAAAAUGGUAUUGUGGAAUCUAAGGAUUGUAAUGACUCGAGUUUCAUGGAGUCUCUUAAACAGAAAGGCCUGCAAGUGACGGAAGAUGGGACGUCGUUUCGGAUCAAAUGUGAUGUUGUGAUUGUAGGUUCUGGCUGCGGAGGAGCAGUUGCAGCUGCUCUUCUUGCAGGUUCUGGUCAGAAGGUGGUGGUUCUUGAAAAAGGGAAUUAUUUUGUGGCUCAAGACUACUCCCAGAUCGAGGGACCGUCGAAUUAUGAGCUAUAUGAGAAGGGGGGUUUGUUAUCAUCAGAUGAUGGUAGAGUUGCUCUGAAAGCAGGAUCAACUGUGGGAGGUGGUACAGCCGUGAAUUGGUCUGCUACACUUAAAACACCGGAUGAUGUGCUCAGGGACUGGUCCGAGUCUCAGAAGCUUCCGUUGUUUGGAAGCUCUGUGUAUCAGGAUGCAAUGGAUGCUGUGUGUAAGAGACUUGGUGUGACAUAUGAUUGUCCUGAGGAAGGGUUUUCAAAUAAAGUUAUUCGGACAGGGUGUGAAAAUCUUGGGCUGAAGGUUGAGAGGAUUCCUAGGAAUUCACCGGAAGAUCAUUACUGUGGUUCGUGUUCGUAUGGUUGUAAGAAAGGAGCUAAAAGAGGGGCUGAUACUACAUGGCUUGUGGAUGCUGUUCAGAACGGAGCAGUGAUUCUAACUGGUGUAAAAGCUCAGAAAUUUGUCUUAGGGGAAGACGAGAAUGGUGGUGCUAGAAAGAGAUGCUUAGGAGUUAUGGCCAAUGUCGUUAGCAAGAACGUAACUAAGAAGCUGCAGAUUGAGGCUCGCGUGACAGUUUCUUCUUGUGGAGCUCUUUCAACGCCACCACUGAUGCUUUCAAGUGGACUGAAGAACAAAAAUAUUGGUAGAAAUCUUCAUCUUCAUCCUGUCAUAUUUGCUUGGGGUUACUUUCCUGAACAUGAAUCUAAAAUCCAAGGGAAGAGUUAUGAAGGAGGGAUUCUCACGACCCUCCACAAGGUGGAGUCUGAGGAUUCCAGAGUUCAAUCUAUUAUAGAAGCUGCUGCAACAGGACCUGCCACAUUUGCUGCACUACUUCCCUGGACUUCAGGGCUUGACAUGAAGGACAAGAUGGCAAAAUUUGCAAGAACCGCGGUUUUAUUCAGUCUAGUGAGGGAUCAAAGUUCAGGGGAAGUAAGAUCAGAAGGUAAGGUUUCAUAUGAUAUCAACCAGCAAGACGAAGAAAAUCUGAAACACGGGCUGAGACGAGUCCUCAGGAUCAUGAUUGAAGCAGGAGCGGUUGAAGUAGGUACUUUCCGGAAUGAUGGCCAGAGGAUGAACUGUGAAGGGAUUACCAAUGAAGCUGUGGAGGAGUUCUUGGACAAUGUGGAAGCAGUUGGAGGGCCGAAGUCGAACGGGGAACAUUGGGCAGUAUAUGCAUCUGCACAUCAAAUGGGAAGUUGCAGAAUGGGUGCUAAUGAAGAAGAAGGUGCAGUAGAUGAAAAUGGGGAGAGCUGGGAAGCAAAGGGCUUAUAUGUUAUUGAUGGGAGUGUGUUGCCAAGUGCAGUUGGAGUGAAUCCUAUGCUUACUAUAUACUCCACCGCUUAUUGCAUCUCCAAAAGGCUAGCAGAGUAUAUGAAGAAAGAAGAGAAGAGAGCUUGAUUCAUUUGUGUGUUGCAUCUCGAAUCAAAUUGCAGGUUGUCAGAUAUAAAUUGAUGCUACAGAUGUUAUUGACAUAUGAUGCAUUUUCAGUCACAUUGACAGAUGCUGGACAAAUCAUUGUAAUAUUGUCAAUAAUCAUGUAUUAUUACAAUUUAUUUUGUUGUCGUAAUAUAUUAUCAAUAAUCAUGUAUUAUUACAAUUUAUUUUGUUAUCAUGCAUUUUGUGUCA
Messenger RNA from Daucus carota subsp. sativus, 2607 nucleotides. RefSeq names its product long-chain-alcohol oxidase FAO2. Gene Ontology annotation, molecular function: long-chain-alcohol oxidase activity; flavin adenine dinucleotide binding. The transcript is spliced from 3 exons. The record is from RefSeq and is a predicted model, not a curated record. Lineage: Eukaryota; Viridiplantae; Streptophyta; Magnoliopsida; Apiales; Apiaceae. The coding region runs from base 175 to 2379 and encodes 734 amino acids.